AUGCGUACGCUUCACGCCGUCUGCAUCUCUGCGCUCUGUCUCGUGCGGAUCUGUACCGCCCAGUCUGGCACGCUCGGCCUCCAAAAUGGCUUCUUGAGUUUCGACACGCCUUCCUUCAGCGUCCAGCUCGUGAAGGAUUCUCAGACGCUGUACUCAUUGAACGCCUCUGGGUUUGACUUUAUUCCUGCGGACGUCAUGGCUCAACGGCAGUCGAACGGGAACUACCACCUCGGCGAUCUCACAUUCCGCGCGAGGGUAGUAGGCUCAUCGGCCUGGACGAGCGGCGACACCUCAGCCCAGAGACGUAGCGUCGCCCCAUUGAAUGUCACUGGAAGUACGCUUGCGGCGGCGAACUUGUCGCCGACUCUACCUAGCAGCUCCCUGUUGAACAUCACUCGCCGAUGGGUCAUGAACAACAACGAGCUCGAGCUUCUUUUUGAUGUCACCAACUCACAAAAGCAGGCGGUCGAGAUCGGCGCCUUGGGAGCUCCGUUGGAGUUCAAUAAUAUCUUCACAGGUCGGACCGCUGCUCAGACCAACGAGCUUUGCAGCCUGUUCGAUCCCUAUAUCGGCCAGGAUGCAGGAUACGUACAGGUGACCCCUUUGCUGGGCACGCUUCCGCCCCUGCUCGUUCUCCCCGCUGGGAAGUCUCCCCUCGAAGGAUGGCGAUUCCUCCCCGAGGACACCUCUACGUCCUUGGGUUACCAGUCGCAGACCUUCGAGGGCCUCUACGAGUGGCAGUUCCACACGCUCGCCUAUGCGCAGAACGAGUGGAAGAACGUUACGCCCUGGAACGCCCCUACCUCCGCAACCCUGCAGCCUGGACAGACUCGGACGUACGGCCUUCGUUUCGUCUUGGCGCCCUCCAUCCGAGGCAUCGAGAGUGCGUUGCAGACAGCGAAGCGCCCGGUCGCCGUCGGCAUUCCUGGCUAUAUUCUGCCAUCCGACCAGCCCGGGAAGCUAUUCCUCAGCUUCUCGUCCGCCGUCAGCUCCAUCUCCGUCAGUCCCGCAGGUGCCCUCUCCUGGACCAAAAACACCGACGCGCAAACGUCCGCCUGGGUCGGCUACACCAUCACCGGCCACACAUGGGGACGUUCGCGCCUCACGAUCACGUACGCCGACGGCACCAUCCAAACCGUCCACUUUUAUGUCACGCAUGCGGCCGUGCAGGCCAUUGCAGAUCUUGGAAACUUCUUGACGACGGAGUCUUGGUUCGACGACCCUUCGGACCCCUUCAACAGAUCGCCCUCGGUCAUCAGCUACGAUCGCGAGGUGAACGCCGUGGUGAAGGACGAUCCGAGGGCAUGGAUCCCAGGGUUGAGCGACGAGGCUGGUGCGGGGUCGUGGCUUGCGGCUUCGGUUAAGCAGUUCGCGCAGCCCAAUGUCGCGGAGGUCGCCAAGAUGGAACAGUUCGUCAACGAGACGCUUUGGGGAUCUAUUCAGAAUCCCGAUGGCUCUGUGAAGAAGGCCGUCUACUUCUACCAACCUGCGCUCGUGCCCAACUAUGACUACCCUUCGUCUAUCUUCUGGGGAAACUGGUGGUCGUGGAACCAGGCAGCGUCCUACGCGACGGACCGGGCUUACGACUACGUGCACGUCAUCGCGGCGUACUGGUCUCUGUAUCGCGUUGCGCGCAACUACCCCAGCCUCGUCAAGACAAACACGUGGGAGUGGUACCUCAACCAGGCCGUCAUGACGGUGGCGAGCAUGACGAACGGAAGGGUGGGGUACGCCGACGACGGCUUGAUGGAGGAGACGGUCAUCCGGUACCUGUUGGACGACGUAAAGAGGGAGGGCUUGACGGCGAACGCCACACUCAUCGAGAGCCGUAUGCGAGCUCGUGAAACCAUCUGGGCAGGCGAACGGUACCCAUUCGGUUCCGAGAUGGCCUGGGACUCCACCGGUCAAGAGGGAGUGUUUGCGUGGGCCACAUACUUCAACGAUACGACCACCGCUCUCAACACGCUCAACUCCAUUCUUGCGUACCAACCCACGGUACCGCACUGGGGUUAUAAUGGCAACGCUCGGCGAUACUGGGACAACGUGUACGGCGGAAAACUGCAGCGCAUCGAGCGGCAAAUCCACCACUACGGCAGCGGCCUAAACGCCAUCCCGCUCAUCUCCCAAUUCCGCGCGACGCCCUCCGACUUCUACCUCCUGCGCAUCGGCUUCGCCGGGCUCAGCGGCCCGCUCUCGAACAUCGACCAGGGCGGGUUCGCGGCCGCGUCCUUCCACUCCUUCGCGGACACGCUCAAGUGGGACGGGUACUCGGGCGACUACGGCCCGAACUUUGUCGGGCACGCGCUCGAGAUGGGCACCUACCUCGUCGACCACCCCGACUUCGGCUGGCAGGCGUUCGGCGGGAGCGUGCUCGCGACGACGCCGACGGUGCGCGUGCAGAUGCUCGACUCGCUGCGGCGCCGCGUGUUCGUUGCGCCCAUUGGUGCGUGGCUCAGCCUGGACGCGGGCGCGUUUGAGGAGGUCGACUUCGACCCGGCGAAGAAGUCGGUGACUUUGUCUAUCGGCGCUGCUGCUCCUGGGGUGUCUGGGGCGGCGGCUGCGCCUGCUGCACGCCUCGUGGUGGCUAACACCGCGCAGAAUGGUCUGGGGGUGCUGAAGCCAACAACAACCCUCAAGCAGGACGCAGGCGCGUGGGUGAUACCGUUCAGCGGUGGGAAAGCUUCGGUUACGCUCACGCUCUGA
Messenger RNA from Trametes versicolor FP-101664 SS1, 2703 nucleotides. RefSeq lists its product as uncharacterized. The record is from RefSeq and is a predicted model, not a curated record. Bases 1 to 2703 code for a protein of 900 amino acids. The transcript is spliced from 5 exons. NCBI's taxonomy places the organism in Eukaryota, Fungi, Basidiomycota, Agaricomycetes, Polyporales, Polyporaceae.